Gadus chalcogrammus (walleye pollock) is the source of this 2814-nucleotide messenger RNA. It is a transcript of the gene dorip1, whose product is annotated as chromosome 5 C14orf28 homolog. The transcript is spliced from 5 exons. Bases 128 to 1147 code for a protein of 339 amino acids. Lineage: Eukaryota; Metazoa; Chordata; Actinopteri; Gadiformes; Gadidae. The record is from RefSeq and is a predicted model, not a curated record.
GUUUACUCGAGUAUGUUUUGAAUCUUGCAAACGUGCCAGCGUAUGAUCCUGAAAAUACACACUAGGUAGUAUCAGUAGUCGCUCAGGCUAUAAGCCUGUAUUGAGACAUGAAGAAGCAUAGAGAACGAUGGAGAGUAAAUUCUGUGUUUUAAACGACCCCGAAGACCUGCAAACGUUAAUUACAAACACUGAAAAUAGGCUACAAUUUGAAAGGUCUAAGACGUUGUUUGAGGAGAUUCGGGCGUCCAUCAAUAAUAACGAUGAAGAGGACCGCUCCUUCUGGAGGCCAGUGCUUCCUUGGGGUGGCGUCUACACCAUCCGGGCAGGACGGAAGGCUAUAUCCUGUACCCCACUGUAUGUCAAGAUAUACUUAAAGAACACCUGCACCAUCGACGGAUUCCUCAUGAUACUCUAUGUCAUUCUGCGGGACAAUCAGGGAUUCCCCAGGGAGCUAGGUGUCUUCCUGGGCAAGCAGUUUGUGGAGCAUUUUCUCACACUGAUGGACUCGUGUGACUACACCACGGUUAAGAUGUUGUGGAUCUGGUAUAGGAUGUCUAAGAAACAGUAUCGAUCUGCAGUUUGCCAAGCAGCUCUGGAGAUUGACUUGUUUGGCAAUGAGCAUGAUAACUUCACCGAAAACCUGGAGAACCUGAUGUCCACGAUGCAGGAGAGCCUGUGCACGAGCUGGAGCUGUCGGACCCGCUUCCAGGAGCUCCUCAAGAGGACGGUCAUCAUCAACCCCCCUCAUGAACUGCCUCCCAGGGAUCCCAUUCAGUCCGCCGUCGAUGAGUUCUUCUGCCCCAAAAUCCUCCUCUGCACCGAACUCGGGUGUGACGGGCUGCGGGAGUUCUCUCACCGGGUCUUCUGCCACGGGGCGCCGCCCUUCGUCAUCCUCAACAUGCAGCAGUGGAAGGCGGAGGAGCUCUCCUACGUUCCCUACCACUUGGCUCUGUCCCAGCACAGGUACUCACUGGAGGGCGCCACACUCUUCAACAAGGAGGAGCACCACUACUCGGCCGCCUUCCAGAUCGACGGCUACUGGAUGCACUACGACGGGCUGAGGAGCGACAACCUCAUCCUGUUGCACAAGCCCCCCGAGCUGCUGCUGCUCUCCUCUCUCGUCUACACCCGGGCGUCUGAGAAGUAAAGCCCCCCCACCCCGCCAGUACCAACAAUCUGUCUGAAUGGGGACCACAUGCUCACAGAGAUGUGACAGAAUAUGAUUCAUUUCUACCACCCUUGCUUCUUUUUAUUCCAUGUAUAGAGGUUCUGAUUGCUUUCCCCCCCCCCCCCCCUACAGUUUUGAGGAAACUGUUACAAGUCUUAUGAGCUGUUUUUCAAAAGACGAAGACUAUAGGAGGCUCACUGCUUGGCAUCCAAGAAUAUAAUGGACUAUAAUAGUUCUCGGCUGUUAUGCACAAAUGGGGCGAGGGGGUAUUUGCAUGUCAUAUUCACGUCAGGCUCACAAUAUAAAUAUCCAUACACCUCAUAUUGCCAUUGCUAUACAAACACAUGUGUUUGAAUGCCUACAGAGAAUGCAAUUUAUAUUUAGCAGUGUUGUAGCGAGAGCUGCAAAUAAAUGCAUUGAGGAGCCGGUAAAAAUAUUGAACCUUUAUGCAUAUCGGCCUCUGCCUCAAUUAAAAGGGUGCUCUUUCUUUACACUGGGCUUUGUGUUAAUAGACUGUUUGCUUCCUUUGCCAUUUGUCACUUCGUGCCAAAAAUGCUUUAGUUUCAAUGACAUAUUUGGACGCAGAAGAUAUGGUAAAUAUAACAAUGCUGUCCAAAAUCCAAAUCAUGAUCAUUUCAUACUCCGUAUUAACACAUACUAGUCUAAUUGUAGAACUUGAAUUUGUAUUUAGAUUAACAAAACCCACUCCAUAUUGUCUGUUUCAAAAGAUUUUUCUGUCUUAAAGCAUUAAAUGACCACUUUCUAUGCAGCCAAUGUAAAUCUAUUGAAAUUAUGUUUAAUUAAAAAUAUGAUUUUUACAUGAUACAGAACACACAAAAUAAGACAUUGAUAAGGAGUACCUUUAUAAGGCAGGCAUUUAUUUUAACUGGGUACAACUGCACCAACAAACAGACUAAAAUGUAUGGAAAAUGUCUUUAAGUAAAAUAUGUUAACAUGUGGUGAACCAAAGAGCUACAGUCUAUAUCUAAGGUCAUCUUGUGCAUCCAGUAAGAGUCCACAGGAUAUAAAAGAUUCAAGAUUAUCACCUUACUUCAGACACACAUAAUGGAAAUGCAGUAGAAGCAGAGUGGUAAUUUGGCUAAACAUUGACAUCAGCUUCAAAGGAUUCCGUCUGUAGAGUCUAAACUGUAGCUUGGCAGGUUCCAGAACUGAUGUUGUUGGUCCUCCCGAAGCUGCAUUUUUAGUUAUAACAAGCACUUUGGUGAAAGUGGUGGCAAAACGUCACAUAGGGUUAGGCCAUAAAUAAAAUAAAAUUAGCAUUUACUUGAAAAUCAUUUUUUUCGUAUUUUCUUUGCAGAUUUCACGUUUGCAGAUUUUAUCAGGCUUCCUCUAACGAUUCAAGAAUAUGUAUGAACCACUUACGCAAAAUUCCUGAAAUACAUACGCCCACACAGUACAACAAAACAUACACUUAAUAAACAAUGAGAAACGCACAUAAUUAUGCCUGCAUAAUUUGUGCUCCUGCUAAUAGACUUUGAUUUUAAGUGACGAGCGUUACAUAAAAAACAAAAACAAAUCAGUGAGUAUUGUUACAGAACAUAUGCAAUAAUAAAAAAAAUCAUUCCAUCGCUGUUUUUCUAAAAUAAAAUCCAGGUUUGCAGUCUAAUGUUUGUCAUUAAUGUCUA